This is a messenger RNA of Athene cunicularia (burrowing owl), 948 nucleotides long. Its product is annotated as olfactory receptor 52I2-like. Gene Ontology annotation, cellular component: membrane. The record is from RefSeq and is a predicted model, not a curated record. Gene Ontology annotation, molecular function: G protein-coupled receptor activity; olfactory receptor activity. Gene Ontology annotation, biological process: G protein-coupled receptor signaling pathway. The transcript has a single exon. Bases 1 to 948 code for a protein of 315 amino acids. Lineage: Eukaryota; Metazoa; Chordata; Aves; Strigiformes; Strigidae.
AUGGCUUCUGAUCCCUUCACCCGCCCCAACAGCAGCUCCUUCUCCUUCAUCCUUGUGGGUGUCCCCAGCCUGGAAGCUUUCCCCACCUGCCUGGGCAUCCUUUUCUGCUCAGGCUAUAUCAUUGCCCUGGUAGGAAAUGGUGUCAUUCUGCUUGUCAUUGGGCUGGACAACUCCCUGCGUGACCCCAUCCACUGCUUCCUGGGCAUGCUGGCCAUCGUCGAUGUGGUGAUGGCGACUUCUGUUGUCCCCAAGAUGCUGAGCGUGUUCUGGCUGAACUCUGCAGAGAUUGGCUACGUGGCCUGUUUUGUUCAGAUGUUCCUCGUUCACUCCACAACGUCGGAGGAGUCGGGAGUGCUCCUGGCCAUGGCUGUUGACCGCUACGUCGCAAUUUGCCACCCUCUGAGGUACCAAGCCGUCUUGAAUCGCCACACAAUUGCCCAAAUAGGCCUGUCCAUCGUGGGGAGAGCUCUCCUUUUCAUGGUCCCCUUGACUGUGAUGGUGACAAAGCUCCCCUAUUGCCGUUCCCGGGUGGUUCCCCACUCGUACUGCGAGCACGUGGCCGUAGCGAAGCUGGCGUGCGCAGACCCCAGGCCCAGCGGGCUCUACAGCGUGGCUGGGUCCUCUCUUAUAGUAGGGAUGGACGUGGCUUUCAUUGCCGUGUCCUACGGGAUGAUCCUUAAAACCGUCCUGGGGAAGAAAUCACGCUGGAAGGCCUUCAGCACCUGCGGGUGUCACGUCUGCGUGCUGCUGCUGUUUUACAUCCCUGGGAUAGUCUCCAUCUACGCGCAGCAGUUCGGCAGCGGCGUGUCCCUGCACGCACAGGUCCUGCUGGCUGACCUCUACCUGACCCUCCCCACCAUGCUGAACCCCAUCGUUUACAGUGUGAGGACCAAGCAGAUCCGUCAGGCAGUCCUCAAAAUGCUCUUUCCCAGGAAGGUUCAUGCCUGA